This is a messenger RNA of Prorocentrum cordatum, 416 nucleotides long. The record is from the annotation of a GenBank genome assembly. Lineage: Eukaryota; Dinophyceae; Prorocentrales; Prorocentraceae.
GCGAGGGCCCCGAUGGCAAGGGGCCCUGCAAGUCCGACAAGGCGGUGGCCUGCGCGCCCUCCGUCGCCUUCGGCGAGUUCUCCGUGUCGCCGAUCGGCAAGCCCGCCGCCUCGGACGAGCCCGCGGGCGCGCUCGAGACCCAGGCGCCCACCGCGGACCUCCAGCACUCGGCCGGCGGCGAGGCCAUCUCGGCGCAGCCGGGCGACGCGGCCGGCAUGGGGGACUGCCUGACCGCCGCUGCCGCAAACCAGCGAUUGCCCGACGACAGCCCCGUGGGGCGGCACGGCCGGCUCUCCGUGCAGAACGGCACCAUCCGAGGCGAGCGCGGCAGGCCGGUCCGCCUCCGCGGCGUGUCGCUGGACCUCUCGCAGCGGCGCGGGGCGCCCGGCUGGGGCGCGGACGCCGUGCACUGGCUG